UCAUUGUGAUCAACCUUGCUCUGUACGUGACGGUGCUGUGUAUCCUGAGGCACAAGGUCACCAUGCGGAGCAUGGAACUACCAAACAUCAACACCAGGAUGCUGGCGUUUAAAGCCGUGGGGCAGGUGUUUGUCCUGGGCUGUACCUGGAUCCUGGGAGCGUUUCACUUCCAGAAGGGAACGGUGGUCAUGGCUUAUUUAUUCACCAUCGUCAACAGCUUCCAGGGCGUCUUUAUCUUCAUCUUCCUGUGUCUGUUAAAACCAGAGGUCAGGGUUGAGUUGCAGAGAUGCUGUGCCACAACCAGACGGAGAUAGAAGGAACCGAAUUAAUGAAAAAUUGGAGUCCUCAGGGCUGUGCUGGUGUGAGAUCAGGAACUCAUCUCAAUCCAAAGUGUGUUCCCUGAAAUUCACCAUCCCUCCUCAUCCACUUUCAGCCGAACACAACCACUUUCACCCGGAACUCUGAAUUCUUCACACUGAGGAAGAUGGACAUCACUG
Molecule: messenger RNA, 497 nt
Organism: Callorhinchus milii (elephant shark)
Lineage: Eukaryota; Metazoa; Chordata; Chondrichthyes; Chimaeriformes; Callorhinchidae
Product: adhesion G protein-coupled receptor E3-like
Exons: 4
Coding region: 63-314 (83 amino acids)
Biological process (GO): adenylate cyclase-activating G protein-coupled receptor signaling pathway
Cellular component (GO): membrane
Molecular function (GO): G protein-coupled receptor activity
Source: RefSeq, a predicted model, not a curated record